This is a messenger RNA of Blepharisma stoltei, 1266 nucleotides long. Lineage: Eukaryota; Ciliophora; Heterotrichea; Heterotrichida; Blepharismidae. The record is from the annotation of a GenBank genome assembly.
AUGUUAGGAUAUUCUAUGAAAAGCUACUUAUGCCACAAUUGCCACAAAUCUUCACUUUUAGAUACUUCAAAUUUAAUUUGUCCUCACUGUGGAAAUGAUUUUCUUGAAGAAGAAGCCACAGCUCGAGCAAUUCAACGUCAACGGGCAUCUCAUGAAAAUCAACAAACUUAUGAAUACGUAAGAUAUUACUGCUACACUUGCAAAGAGACAAGCCUUAUAAAUCCGCAUCAUAUGGUUUGCCCUAAAUGCCAGGGAACAAUAUUAGAAGAAGCCUCAAGUGUCAGGCCUAUCAAUAAGCCAGAAUUCCGAAUUCCAGAAGAGCCUCGAUUUGAGCAGCCACAUGAUGAUCCACAUGACCAUCGCUAUAGGCAGCACAACAGAAGGCAGCCUAAUCAUGGAAGCAAUCGUCGUGAUCGUCAAAGAGAAGAAUCUCCAUUCUCAGCCUUCUUCGACUCCCCAUUUUGGGAGAAUGGCGUCUUUCGAGAUUUCGAAAGAGACCCUUUUGAAGCUUUUGAACCAUUUUUCAAUGGAAACCAUUUUGGAAGACGACAAGAAAGAGUCCUUGGCCGACUAUUUGGAGAUCUUACUCCCCCCCUCCGUGAGUGAACAAAAAAAUUUUGUUCACUCACGGAGGGGGGUUAAUUUUUUUUUUUAAAAAAAUUUAUAUAUAAAUUUUAUAAAAUAUUAUUUUUUUCGAAAUUUAAAAAAAUCCUAAUUCGCAAAAAUUGGAAAGCAAAAAUUAAUUUAAUUUAUAAAAUUUAUGUUUUAAAAAGCAAUUCGUUUAAAAUUAAAGAAAAUCAGCUCUAGAUUUCAUUAUACUAAUUAUCAUUUAUAUAUCAAUUUUGUUUUCCAUAAAAAAUCUUUGUAUUAAAAAAAUUUUUGUUCACUCACGGAGGGUGGGUUUUGGGCAAAAAAUAGGGAUUUUUCUAAUGGUUUUGUUCACUCACGGAGGGGGGGGGAGUUAGCAUAAACCCUAUUGAAUAUCUAAAUCAACAAUUAGGAAGUUUUGAUGACAUUAUUAAUCAACUUUCCCGAAGGAAUGGCCAGCAGACUCAUCCAGCUUCAGAAGAGUCAAUAAAUCGCUUGAAAAAAAGAAUAGUGCAAAGAGGAGAAGAGAUCCAAAAAUGUUCAGUGUGUAUGGACGAUAUAGCUGAAGGCACCGAAGCUAAUGUCCUUAGCUGUAGCCACGCAUUUCAUCCUGAUUGCAUUCAGCCUUGGCUAAGAGUAAAAAACACAUGUCCUGUCUGCAGAAAAGAAGUGAGAUAA